GAAUUAACUAUCAUCGUUCAAUUUCGUUCGUCUAAGGCUAAAUAGAAGUAAGAGCUUAGGAAUAUUUUACCGCUUUGUCUUCACAGUCCUCCAACACGCGUAUCACGCAUGCAAAAAUUUCAUUGCUAAUGAGAAUUAACCUUCCUUUAUCUGAUUAACUUUUUGUACAGAAAUUACAUAAUUAAGCGAGAUGGAAUAAUUUCAGCAAGACAACGCUAAGCCUAAAAUAACGUGAGAAAAGCUGCAGCCUCGAGCUGAUGAUCCAGUCGAGUGACCGCUGCAGAAGCGCGGCCCUAGAACACGUUUGCCAUAAAUUCGACCUGGGAAUUCGGGUCAUCAAAUUCAUUCGAGACGAACACUGAAGCUCAGCCCGUCUUGGGAUAUUCUUAAAGCAGCGCGACCUGCUGCUCUGUGCAACAGAGCGGAGACUGUCGGGUAUACGUUCCAAGACUCCUGAAAACACUACCGACUUCUGGCAAUCCAUAACGGUUGGUUGGCGUGAGAAAACUUUGUUGAGUGCCGAGCAUCUCUACGUCAGAGUAUCGCUGGCUGCCGACUCAAGUGAUGGGUACUCCACUUCCCACCGACACAAAGGAGGCCAGUCCGAAGGCCACCUCUGCACCCCCACCGGCAGACUCGCGUAUGUGUCCAAAUUCAGUAAAUUUAUCAAGUCCUUCGACACCAUUAAGUGAUUCUAUUGAUUAUUUGGCUACAGCUGCAAGAGACUUGCGUUCUUCUUCCAGAAGAUCUCAGUCAAGUGAUGGAAAGUUCGAACGAAAGCCCGAUGAUUGCUUGUUAAGAACUCGCUCCAAGGUCUCUUCCACGAAGCCGUAUGGUCUGCAAUCUUCCUGGGAUACUAGCAUAGGAAAGUUUUUGUUCAGUUCCAAUGGCAGAAUGAGUCGGCCUAAAAAGCGUUACAUUUGCCGAUUUUGUAGCAGAGAGUUCACAAAAAGCUACAACCUCUUAAUUCACGAGCGCACACACACGGACGAGCGACCUUUCCCUUGUGAUAUUUGUGGCAAGGCCUUCAGAAGACAAGACCAUCUCCGUGAUCACAAAUACAUCCACAGUAAAGACAAGCCUUUCAAAUGCAGUGUUUGUGGCAAAGGUUUUUGUCAGGCCAGAACGCUUGCGGUGCACAAGUCUCAACAUCCCAAAGAAUCUCUAUCACCGAGGCUAGAAUCGCCUCGGAAAGCAAAUCCACUUCCAGAUACUCUACCAGCUUCUGUGCCAUCAACAAACUGUUUUUCAUUCCCAAGAGAUUUAAUCGAUUCUCGUCCAAGUCUAGUGCCGUAUCCGUCUCUUUACGACAUACACAGGCCCCUACACAACUCAAUUUCGCGUGGAUAUUCAAUGCCGUCCCCGCUAAGUAUUCAGUCUGUAGCUUUCAGUAACUUGGUGGCUCAGUUACACUAUCGACAAGCUCAGGAAAUUUUACGACAGCAGUUGCCUCAGAGUCAAAUUUCUAAUUCCAAUGAUGAAAUUCUGACAAAAGAGAUAAUAUCCAAAGAAAAGUAUAAUAGACUCGAUGAAAACAUUGUUGAAGAAACCCAACGACAAGAAAUAGCAUUGGAUUUAAGGACUUCCGGCAGACAAAGUAGUUCAACAUCAGCCAAUACAAUUAAGCUGCUGCUCAAAGAUCAUUCAAAACUGUCUAUUGAUAUCAACCAUAACAGUGUGAGGGGUACCUAUAGCACCUAAGAGAGUGAAUGUCCUUUU
Hyalella azteca is the source of this 1719-nucleotide messenger RNA. Its product is annotated as protein sister of odd and bowel. Lineage: Eukaryota; Metazoa; Arthropoda; Malacostraca; Amphipoda; Hyalellidae. The transcript has 3 exons. Gene Ontology annotation, biological process: embryo development; regulation of transcription by RNA polymerase II. Gene Ontology annotation, molecular function: RNA polymerase II transcription regulatory region sequence-specific DNA binding; DNA-binding transcription factor activity, RNA polymerase II-specific. The record is from RefSeq and is a predicted model, not a curated record. Gene Ontology annotation, cellular component: nucleus. Bases 565 to 1701 code for a protein of 378 amino acids.